This is a messenger RNA of Phytophthora nicotianae INRA-310, 351 nucleotides long. RefSeq lists its product as hypothetical. The record is from RefSeq and is a predicted model, not a curated record. The coding region runs from base 1 to 351 and encodes 116 amino acids. The transcript has a single exon. NCBI's taxonomy places the organism in Eukaryota, Oomycota, Peronosporomycetes, Peronosporales, Peronosporaceae.
AUGGAAAAUCACGCACGCGCCGCGAUCAACGACCGAGCGUCUGAAUCGACACCAACACAACGUGCAAAAGUGUUUUCAGUUUGCGAGUAUUGUGACAAGCAGUUUACUACACGAGGGCUCUCCCUUCAUCAGAAGAAAUGCGCUGAGAAACAAGCUCAUGACAAAGCUGAAGCCAAGAAAACCCGCUCCUUCAAAUUCUGCAUCGUUAACGAGGCGAUUUUCGAAGAAAUCCUGUCAUUCUUGAGCAACCAGACACUCACUAAGAUGCAAAUGAUCACUGGAGAUCACUACCAAGAAUGUGAACCGGAAUUGUCCAGAUACUGCUGCAAAUUCAAACCAAGUAGUUGCUGA